Messenger RNA from Caenorhabditis remanei, 672 nucleotides. RefSeq lists its product as uncharacterized. Bases 1 to 672 code for a protein of 223 amino acids. NCBI's taxonomy places the organism in Eukaryota, Metazoa, Nematoda, Chromadorea, Rhabditida, Rhabditidae. The record is from RefSeq and is a predicted model, not a curated record. The transcript has 3 exons.
AUGUAUGAGAUAGACGAUGAAGAUUUCAAUAAGGCGUACACAAAUUGCCUUGACUUGAAAACUUCUCAAGAAACUUCUCGUAAAUCUCGAAUUGAUACCAAACGUUGUUUUGGACAUUGCGAUAAGAUUGUGAGCAACAAGGAAAUUGAGUCGAUGCGUUCCCAUCCCCACAAGAGAUCGGAAUUCUGGAGGACUCUGGAGGAAAAAGGUUUGGUCGUACCGGCGGGAAAUUCCAAAUUGCCAAUGACCCCGCUGUACUUCCUACUAAUGCGACCUUCCACUCAAAAAAUAAGUAUGAAAAAACUCGAGGAUGAUGAUUUUCCGACAACCCAUUGGCUGGUCGUCACAGCUUGUAAUGCCAGUUUGGCCAACGAUGAAGCCGCGGCCACUAUGAUAUCAAAACACCCACCAAUGAAAGCAGUGAAGCUAGAAGAAUGUCUUCAAAAGCUUACGAACAAGGCGAAUGUUGAAAUGAAAGCUGUAGAUGAUGCGAAGACCAAUGUAACAGAAUUUGUGGUGUAUGCUCUGGUGGAAGAUAUACCGGAUUCCGCUCGUUGCUUUUUUUUUCAACGCCUGCCGAAAGAGUCGAUUCAGAAGAUUAUUGACAAGAAGCUUCAAAUAGUGAUAGCACGACCGACAAGUGAAACACUUGGAGAGAUGGCAAUAUGGUGA